GCGCGCAGGCGCAGGGAGCGGGGUGGGGCUUGACCGGCGGGGCUCGUGGCGGGAGAUUCCCUGGCAGCCAACGCGGUUUGCCAUCUUGGGAUCCCAUGGCUGUCCUUACUGGGCUCUGGGGCCCCUUCGCCCAUGCCAGCAGAGCAUUCGGCCAGCGCUGCUUCAGCACCUCUGGGAGCCUCGGUGCAAUCCAGAAGAUGACUCGGGUACGUGUAGUGGACAACAGUGCCCUGGGAAACACCCCGUACCAUCGGCCUCCUCGAUGCAUCCACGUCUAUAACAAGAGUGGGGUGGGCAAGGUAGGCGAUCAGAUUCUGCUGGCCAUCAGGGGGCAGAAGAAGAGAGCACUCAUUGUGGGGCAUCGCAUGCCUGGCUCCCGGAUGACUCCAAGGUUUGACUCCAACAACGUGGUCCUCAUCGAGGACAACGGGAACCCUGUGGGGACUCGAAUCAAAACACCUAUCCCAUCCAGCCUUCGAAAGAGGGAGGGCGAGUAUUCCAAGGUGUUGGCCAUAGCUCAGAACUUUGUGUGAGCAGAGCGGCUCUGAGCCAUGCAGCUGUCCCUUCACACUGGUGACACGUCCUGGAACAGAAUAAACGUUUUAAUGUGUGUUUUCUUCCUAUGCUGUCUGAGCUGUGGUCGUGAGGUGGGUAACAGAGCAGUUGAACGCUGGUCUCCUCCCUAGACCCCAGGGAUGCUCUGACCUUACUUUUACAGCUCCUUGCAUCCUUGUGGUGAUUCAGCCCGUUUCUCUUCUCCCCUUCACCUGUCGAUCUCCUUGUGGGGAGUAAGGACUCCUUUAGUUUCUUUAAUAGAACCUUAUCAACUCACAAAGUGUUUUGUUUAAGAUACUGUGGGGUUGGAGAGAUGGCUGCUCGUCUAGAGGCCAGGUUCUAUUCCUAACACCCAUGUGGAGGCUCAUGACCUUCUGGAACUCCAGUUCCAGUGAAUUUGAUGCUCCCCUCCCCCACUUCUGACCUCAGUGGGUACAUGUGGUACACAGAUGUGUGUGCUGGCAGAACACUCCUGCAUGUGAAAUUUAAAGAAAUAAAUUAAUUAAAAGAUACUGUAGCGAGAUA
This is a messenger RNA of Onychomys torridus (southern grasshopper mouse), 1080 nucleotides long. It is a transcript of the gene Mrpl14, whose product is annotated as mitochondrial ribosomal protein L14. Gene Ontology annotation, molecular function: structural constituent of ribosome. The transcript has 3 exons. The coding region runs from base 96 to 533 and encodes 145 amino acids. The record is from RefSeq and is a predicted model, not a curated record. Lineage: Eukaryota; Metazoa; Chordata; Mammalia; Rodentia; Cricetidae. Gene Ontology annotation, cellular component: ribosome; mitochondrion. Gene Ontology annotation, biological process: translation.